Messenger RNA from Mixia osmundae IAM 14324, 1836 nucleotides. RefSeq lists its product as uncharacterized. NCBI's taxonomy places the organism in Eukaryota, Fungi, Basidiomycota, Mixiomycetes, Mixiales, Mixiaceae. The coding region runs from base 125 to 1417 and encodes 430 amino acids. The transcript is spliced from 2 exons. Gene Ontology annotation, cellular component: peroxisome. Gene Ontology annotation, molecular function: L-alanine:glyoxylate transaminase activity; L-serine:pyruvate transaminase activity. The record is from RefSeq and is a predicted model, not a curated record.
GGCAUUGCAGAGAGAUCUGACAUUGGGUCCGAGCUCAGCUCACUCGGCUCCGGAGUUGCCUGAGAAGUCACGACCGAAGGACGCUACAGCAUCACGAGCAGUGUCCACGCAACCAUAGACCAACAUGGCAACCUCUGGCGGACCCCCAAAAGCUGCCAAAGAUCUCAUCGCAAGCGAGGGCAUUGACCUUUUCAGACAGGAAGCACACCCGCUCCUCACUAUACCCGGGCCUGUAGAGAUCGCAGACAAAGUGCUGUUCGCCAAUGCUCAUAGCAGCGUCGGUCACACGACUGCCGCCUUUAUCAACGUCUUCAGAGAGUGCAUCGAGCUCACCCAAGCUCUGCUCGGCGCUCAUCGUGCUCAGCCCUUCCUCGUGGCCGGUAGCGGAACGCUCGGCUGGGAUAUGGUCGCUGCCAAUCUGAUCGAACAGCAAGAUAAAGCACUCGUGCUGUCCACUGGAUAUUUCUCUGACGCUUUUGCCGAUGCACUGCGAGCUUAUGGCGCCUCAGUCGAUGUGCUCGCUACUCCUCUCGGCCAUGCACCUGAUCAGAGUCAGGUGCGCAAGGCCCUGCGAUCGAAUUCAUACAAGAUUUGUACCAUCACCCACGUCGAUACGUCUACUGGCGUACUGGCAGACAUCAAGCAGCUCGCCAAGAUCAUCAAGACCAUCUCGCCUGGUACCCUCGUCAUCGUCGAUGCUGUCUGCUCUGUGGCAAGCGAGGAUAUCCAGUUCGAUGCAUGGGGUCUGGACGUACUUCUCACUUCGAGUCAGAAAGGACUCGGCGUACCGCCCGGACUGAGCAUCACUGUGGCUUCUCAGCAAGCUCUGCGCGCACUCGAGGAGCGAAAGACACCAGUGGCUGCCUACUUUGCCGAUUGGCAGCGCUGGCUGCCCAUCAUGCGCGCUUACGCAGAGGGCCGACCGGCUUACUUUUCCACUCCGCCCACGAACCUCAUCUUUGCUCUACAAGCUUCCCUCAAGACCAUCAUGACCGAGACGCCUGAUCUGGCGACCCGUCUUCGCCUCCAUCGCGAGACGAGCUACUUUCUCAAAUCCAGUCUGUCCUCGAUUGGUCUGAAGCAGAUCCCAGCACACUACAGCUGCUCAGCAAACGGAAUGACGACGGUCUAUCUGCCUGACAAGAUCGCGCCUGCCGCUGUCAUGGGCGCAAUGGCCAAGCGCGGCAUCGUCAUCGCUGGCGGGCUGCACAAGGAUGUCAAAGAUCGUUAUAUCCGUAUCGGCCAUAUGAAUCUGACUGCUAUCGAUAACGAGCGUCAAGACAUCGCCAGAGUCUUCGAAGCGCUCAAGUCGACUUUGGCAGAGCUGGGCUAUACGCCUGCAGCCGUUCCAAAGUCCACUCAGACGUCACAAUUCUCUCCCUCGCAAGCAUCUGUAUCCGCAAAAUCACGUCUCUGAACGCACGACACCUCGCAUUGUACUGCAUCAUUAGUAGAGCAUGUCAUGCAACGUCUGUUUCCUACAACAUCAAUGAAAGUGCAAAGCAGGUCAUGAGCAAUGUGAGACUUGCUGCGAGGUUCGGAGAGGAUGAUCGUUUGGCAAGCAAGACGUUGACAUCUAACGAGUUGCAGUACACAUUGCCGUAUCUAUCGUCAGCUUGCAUGAGAGUCGACCGUGCAUCGCCACCGGCUCGUUGAGGAGCGGGCAGAGCUUGCAUGGCGCCAUAGCUCCCUUCGGCGGUAAUGCCGGGUAAUGGACAUGUCCAACCAAAGAGCGGAAACGGGCAGCUGGCUUGCACUAGCUCACAGACCGACAGACAGGGUAAGACCUCGCCAUAAGGAAAAGGCUGAACGAGAUCGAAUCCUUGCAGCGUAUCG